AUGAUGGACAAUGCAUCCAUAAUCUCCUCCAACCCCGCCCGCACUGUCUUUCCCAAGGGCCCCAGCUUCUCCCUCGAAGACUUCUCCGGCCGGGAUUUUAUCGUCAAGGAGUUUAUCGAGGCUCUGUCCGACACUGCUAUCUCCGCACGUCGCUCAACAGUGGGAACGACCACGGCCAAUCAACCAUUUGAUCCGAAACCCCUCAUCCGUACAUUCGAAGGCGCCCAACGACGGCUGGGGGAACUCUCGGGGGACCUGGAGAUUCGAGAAAAUGAACUCUCUGCGGCGGUCCGUCGGGCAGAGGCCCAGCACUCGCAGAACCUCACCUCCCUCGGUCGGAAGCUCCGACAGGCUAUUGAUUCAUUCCAACAACUCGAUACCUCGCUGAACGGCCCCGGACUUGAGAGCACCGGGGGCACCGGAAACAUGGCGGUGGAGACUGGACGGCGAUUGGAGGAACUGGAUCGACAACGACGGCGAGCUCUGGACGCCCACUUCUUGCUCGAAUGCUGGGACGGGGUCUGUAAUCGCGGGGAGAUCUCACUUCUGGAGAACCUGCGACGAACGGGCACGGCGGAGGCCAAGGUACGGUCUGCACAUAUCGCGCGACAAUUGCUACGGAUCAGCCAACGGCUGGACCCUCAAAGCUGGCAGCAGAACCAGAGCUCAUCGACCAAUGGGCAUCACGGCAAUUCUUCCUCGGAGGACCUGCACAGUGGGAACAGUACACCGCGUCGGAAUACAAGGGAGAUUAUUGAGAAAUUCUCCGAAACUUUGGAAAAGGAUCUAUUAAAACAGUUUGAUGACUUUUAUCGCAAGGCCAACUUUGACGGUAUGAAGGACUGUGCUACCGUGUUGCAAGACUUCAAUGCCGGCUCUAGUGUGAUCGCGCUGUUCGUCAAUCAGCAUCAGUUCUUCAUCGAGCGUAGCCAACUGAUGACGGAGGAAGUCGGCGGAGAUGCGGAAUCAUGGGAGAGAAUGGCCGACCCCGACGCUGAGCUUCCCGGGGUGGAACCCAGUCUGCAAUCGUUGCUCGAUGAGGUCAAAGUGGUGGUGCAGGAAGAGUCUGCGAUUAUUAAACGAGCCUUCCCAUACUACGAGCAAGUGCUUGGAAAGUUCCUCCAGCGCGUGUUCCAGCAAUCCAUCCAGCAACGAUUGGAAAUGGUCCUCGAAAAGGCCGGAGGCGUCUCCUCUCUGGCAUUUCUACGAUGCUUACAGAGCUCCCGGGGCUACAUCAGUGCCUUGAUCGAUGAUUUGAAGGCGCAUGGAUUGACCGAGCACCCCGAACCAAUCUCCUCCCAAACCGCACUUCUAUUGGAUCAACAGCUGGAAGAGCUCUUUGUGCCCUACUUUGUGGGGUCGUCCUAUAUCGAGCGCGAGAAGCGCACGCUCGAGGAUCUCUUUAAUGCCCUACUGUUCAAAUUCACUAGCUAUCAGGCCCGCCGCAAGAAGGCCGCCACCACCUUCAUGGCUUCCCUGUCUCGCCCGGGCACAGAAUUGCUGUCUACCACUCGUGAUGCGUUCAUCGCUCGGCUAGACUCGCCCGAUGUGUCUCCCUUUCAACGGAGAACGCUGCUUCAGGUCGCCAAGCUCGGUGAUGUCCCCGACACCGUACGGCUGACGGAGAUCAAACUCACCGACGAAGAUGGUCAGCCCAACCUGAGUGAUGCGAAGCGCAUGCUGAAGUGGCUGGCGGAAGCGGUGGGUCGAGGGCUGGAACUGAGCGUCAACGCGGACACGCACAAGGAUGUGUCGGCUCUGCUGAACUUGCUACUGCUCACCAUGGGCGAGGGAUACGUGGAUGUCUGCCUCGACGCUGCCCUGGAGGCAGCCACGGCUCAAGAAUCCGGCAAGAAUGAGCCGGACUUUGGAUACCUACCUUCUGUUCGAACCACGAUCAGUAUCACUACGUUGAUGGUGAUGUGCGUGAACGCCGUCCUUCUGCCCUUGGCGGCGGGGAGUAUCACUACUCGUCGGGACAUGGAGAAACGGACCAGCCAGGCCACUUCGCGAUUUGAGGAUAAGAUCAACACCAUCGAACAAAAGACCAUUGACGGCACUCUCGCGUGGGUUGGGCGAUUGCUCUCAGGUCAACGAAAGAAUGAUUUCCGACCUCGGGAGAGUGACAAUGCCACAUGGCUCGAGAUGCUGCAGACACCGACCUGUGCAUCGAUAUGUACGUUUCUCACGCGACUGCACAACAUUGCUCGUACCUCGUUGCCCUCCAGUGGGGCCAACGUGCGACAAUUUUUGACGGAGAUUGCCCUGGGGACACGCGGACUCCUGCUGGAGCAUUUUAAGCGGUUCGCCGUCAGCGGACCGGGUGGGUUGAUGGUCACCAAGGAUAUGACCCAAUACGCGGACCUGCUCAAGUCGUGGGACAUUGACGAAGAGAUCAAGGCCCCUGGUGGCGCGCUGGACGUGCUCUUGGAAGUUGGAAAUUUGUUUGUCAUUGGUGUGGAGGCGCUCCGUGAGCGCAUCCGCGGCGGCGCCGCCAGUGGCACUGGGCCUGGCUCCAGUCGAGGCUCCGGCCCCGAGGCCAAACUCAGUGUCAUGGAAGUGCGAGCGUAUGUGUCCCGUCGGGAGGAUUCGAAUACCCUGGCUUUACAACAGGUACUCAAUGCUCUGUGA
Penicillium longicatenatum is the source of this 2631-nucleotide messenger RNA. Its product is annotated as exocyst subunit SEC10. The coding region runs from base 1 to 2631 and encodes 876 amino acids. NCBI's taxonomy places the organism in Eukaryota, Fungi, Ascomycota, Eurotiomycetes, Eurotiales, Aspergillaceae. Gene Ontology annotation, biological process: exocytosis; Golgi to plasma membrane transport. The transcript is spliced from 2 exons. The record is from RefSeq and is a predicted model, not a curated record. Gene Ontology annotation, cellular component: exocyst; cytoplasm.